This is a messenger RNA of Scylla paramamosain (green mud crab), 777 nucleotides long. Its product is annotated as vitelline membrane outer layer protein 1-like. NCBI's taxonomy places the organism in Eukaryota, Metazoa, Arthropoda, Malacostraca, Decapoda, Portunidae. The record is from RefSeq and is a predicted model, not a curated record. The transcript has 5 exons. Bases 107 to 736 code for a protein of 209 amino acids.
CUCCUCCUCCUCCUCCUCCUCCUCCUCCUUCUCCUCCUCCUCUCGUCAACGAGAUAUAAAGAACGAGUUAUCGAAAUUUUCAUCACAGCCAAUUUGACAUUUUACAAUGAAGCACCACAAAGCACCGCUCGUUCUUGCUUUGCUGGGAGUGGCUGCAGCAAGCGUCGUGUUCAGGAAUGAUAGGGCAAAGGAGACCCACAUCACCCUGGCGCUAGACUGGGCCAUGAACUGGGGCACGUGGGGGCCACAGGAGUUUUGCCCCGAGGGAACUUUCGCCUACGCCUUCCAGAUCAAGGUGGAGCCUGAGGAUGCCAGUGAUGACACCUCCAUGAAUGGUAUCCAGCUCAUCUGCCGCCAGCCAGUGGAUGUGGGUCAUGACGGACAUCCGCCGAGGGAAGGAGCCAAGGAAUUCUCCAUCACAUCAAACGAGGCAAAAUGGGGUGACUGGCGAGGCAAGAGGGUGUGCGAUGAGGGUCUACUGACGGGCCUCAAGAUGAAGAGCGAGGAGUACCAGGGAUUCUUCAUAGACGAUACCGCGGCGAACGACCUUGAAAUGCAGUGUAACCACUCCACGACGACCCUGAACGGAGGAGGCAACCGAUGGGGACACUACAGCAACUGGGCCACGUGUCCUGUAGGCUGGGCCAUCUGCGGCCUGAUGACCCGUGUGGAGGCAGAGAGUGCCACUGACGACACGGCACUCAAUGAUGUCAGAAUGUACUGCUGCCAGAUCUAAUUGGAGCGUCUGGUGUGAUCCCGCCCAGUCCCUUCCUACCC